Molecule: messenger RNA, 2039 nt
Organism: Clunio marinus
Lineage: Eukaryota; Metazoa; Arthropoda; Insecta; Diptera; Chironomidae
Source: the annotation of a GenBank genome assembly
AUGAAAAUCUUCAAAAGUUUCAUUGUAAGCAUUUGCAUCAUUUCUUUAUCAAGAAUAGGCAGCCAAAGUGGAGUUGAAGCUAAACCUUUGUUGGGAGGAUUGCUUGGAGUUGGUGGUGGAGGUGGAGCAACUGCCGGAGUUGAAGCAACUGCUGGAGCUGAAGUAAAUGCCAAUGACAAUGUUAACGCUGGUGUAAAAUCUAACGGUGGAAGUGUGUUAGAUCCUAUUCUUGGUUCCCUCUUGGGAGGUGGUGGAAAUGGAGGAGUUCUAGAACCUGUCGUAGGUGGGCUGGGACUCGAUAAUAUACUUGGUUCACUUUUGGGGGGUGGUGGAAAUGGAGGAGUUCUAGAACCUGUCGUGGGUGGGCUGGGACUCGAUAAUAUACUUGGUUCACUUUUGGGUAAUGGUGAAAAUUCACAAGAUGAAGGACUUCUAGGAGAUCUCCUGCAUAAAUUAGGCGUUACUCAACUUCUUCAAAAGCUUUUGGGGGGUGCAACAAAUUCUGGACUUAUACUGAAUGGAGGAAUUUUAGCACCAGUUUUAACUGGGCAAAAACUUGAUAGUAUUCUUGUAUCUUUACUGCAAGAAAUGUCAACAUCCGGAAGUGGAAAUAUUGACGAACAACAAGUCAGCCAAUUCCUCAAUUCAAUUUUGACAAGCUCUGGAAAUUCUGGAAUUGGAGCAAACAUGAAUGAACAGGAGAUCAUUAAAUUCAUUAUUUCUAUGCUUGGAAGCUCAUCAAAUUCUGGAACUGGUAUUAAUAUUGAUGAGCAACAAAUCAGCCAAUUUCUCAAUACAUUUCUGACAAGCUCUGAAAAUUCUGCAUCUGGAGCAAAUAUAAAUGAACGAGAGAUUAUUCAAUUUCUUAACUCUAUGUUUGGAAGCACAUCAAAUUCUGGAACUGGUGUUAAUAUUGAUGAGCAACAAAUCAGCCAAAUUCUCAAUACAUUUCUGACAAGCUCUGAAAAUUCUGCAACUGUAGCAAACAUAAAUGAGCAAGAGAUUAUUAAAUUUAUUAACUCUAUGUUUGGAAGCACAUCAAAUUCUGGAACUGGUAUUAAUAUUGAUGAGCAACAAGUCAGCCAAUUUCUCAAUACAUUUCUGACAAGCUCUGGAAGUUCUGCAUCUGGAGCAAAUAUAAAUGAACGAGAGAUUAUUCAAUUUCUUAACUCUCUUUACGGAAGCACAUCAAAUUCUGGAACUGCAACAAAUGUUGAUGCAAACUUGAAUUCUGGUACUGGAUUUAAAGGGAUUGAAACUAAUGAAGUUCUGAACUCACUUUUAGCAAACUUGAAUUCUGGUACUGGAGUAAAUGUAAAUGAGCAAAGCAUUAGUCAACUUAUUAACUCUAUGUUUGGAAGCUCAUCAAAUUCUGGAACUGCAGCAAAUGUUGAUGCAAGCUCUGAUACUGGAGUAAAUGUAAAUGGCCAAGAGAUUAAUCAGUUUUUUAAUUCUAACUCUGGAAGCACGACGAAUUCUGGAUCCGGAUUAAGUUUUAAUGGGAAUGUAAACAGUGGCGUGGCGAAUGACGUACUAAUUUUGGAUUUCAUGACAAAGUUGCUAGCUCCCUUAAUGCAAAAGCUUUUGAACUCUAUUCCUUUGGUACAAACAUUUUCUGCUUCCUCCGACCCUUCACUUGCGAAAUUGUCAUCAUCAUUUGGAAAAUCUUUACAUGGAAGAGCCGGGGUUGGCAUCAAUAGUGGAUUGAAUUCUAAAACAACAAUAAGCGAAAACAAUGAGAAUGCUUUAGUUGCAGCUCUUGAGAACGUUUCAAAAUUAUUGACUCCAUCUUUGAAUGAUUUAUCCCAGACAGACAAACAAGCAUUGAUAGAAACUAUCAAAAGUAUCAAUACACAACUUGAAGCUGCAUCUAAGGGAAAAAAUAAGGUUAAUUUGAAAGCUACUGCCAAAACAGGAUAAACAAAAUUCCAGUGAAUGUAAUCAAUGUUUUAUAAUUGAUAAAAUUUAACAGCAAUAAAUAUCUGCAGUUGCACCUUGGACAAUAAAGAUUUUAAAUAUGUCUUUAACAAAAGCAAAUA